This is a messenger RNA of Cannabis sativa, 972 nucleotides long. RefSeq lists its product as uncharacterized. The record is from RefSeq and is a predicted model, not a curated record. Bases 379 to 972 code for a protein of 197 amino acids. The transcript is spliced from 2 exons. NCBI's taxonomy places the organism in Eukaryota, Viridiplantae, Streptophyta, Magnoliopsida, Rosales, Cannabaceae.
UUUGGGCUUACAUUAAAUUUUAUUGGUUUUAUUAAAACUUGGGUUGAUUGGAUAGUUCUUUGCUGUGUUAGCCCAUGUUGUUGGUGAUCAAUUGUUAAUGGGCUUAGCAUCUGUGAGUAAAGUCUAGGUGAAGCAGAAGUGUGGGCUUUUUUAGUUGACUGAAGCCUUUGAUGAGCAGGCCCAGCCCAACUAGGGUUUUGUAGCUAAGUCCCCUCCCUAACUCUAUAAAUACAUAUUGUCUCAUCACAAUUGUAUACCUUUUGAUAAUCAGAGAAAAUAAACUGCUUCUGAUUUAGAGAUCUAGGGAGGAAGACUUAGUUGAUAGUAUUGCACUAUCAAAUUGGAGUAACUGCUGUGGAUCAAUCAGAGAUAAUUGCUAUGGAUCAAUCAGUCUCCUUUUCUGUGAACAACAAUAAUGCUUCCAUCCAUAUUUUGAAUGCUUCCAACUACAAGACAUGGAAACGAGAUGUGGAAUUUACUUUAGGCAUAAUGGAUAUGGACUUGUGCCUACGAGAAGAAAAACCUGCUGAACUUACUGACUCCAGUACAGCUGCCGAGAGAACUCAUCAUGCACAAUGGGAAAAGUCAAGUCGACUUAGUCUUCUUACUAUGAAAAGAUCCAUUCCUGAACAUCUAUUGAGUGGUUUGCCAGACACUACAAAUGCCAAAGAGUUUUUCAAUGCUGUAGAAAAAUUAUACGACACUGGUGAAAACGCUGAAGCUGGACAUCUUAUGGAUGAAAUGACAACCAUUAAGUAUGAUGAAUUAAAAGGAGUGCGAGAUUUUAUUCUGAAAUUGGUGAAUGUUCAGUCCAAGUUAAAAGAUCAUAAUAUUCCUCUUCCUGACUCUUUCAUUAUUCAUCGAGCUCUUCAUGCUCUUCCUGCCUCUUUCAGCCUUAUCAAGACAAAAUUUCUACAACACAUACAAUCAAACAUGGACUAUCGCCGACCUAAUUUCUCGAUGUGUAUUUGA